Armigeres subalbatus is the source of this 6914-nucleotide messenger RNA. It is a transcript of the gene cindr, whose product is annotated as SH3 domain-containing kinase-binding protein 1. The transcript has 7 exons. The record is from RefSeq and is a predicted model, not a curated record. Gene Ontology annotation, molecular function: protein binding. Gene Ontology annotation, biological process: cell migration; actin filament organization. NCBI's taxonomy places the organism in Eukaryota, Metazoa, Arthropoda, Insecta, Diptera, Culicidae. Bases 1358 to 3988 code for a protein of 876 amino acids.
GUCCAGUCCAUCAAAAGAAGUUUCUCGUCAUUCGUCAUCGUCGCUUCGUCGCAGUCGCUGUUGGUUGCGGAUGCUUUCGCGCGAGUGUCAUUUCUGUCGGAAACCAUCAAAAAAAAAUUCGAGUGAUAUCAUCAGUCAUCGUCGUCAGCAGCUUCUCUCGUUCGGAUCGGGGUGAGGCUAUUUUGACUACAGUUUUUGGUGCAUUGUCGGCCGGAUAGCAAAACGCCGAAGAUUUUCCGUUCAAUUUCCGGUGGUGUCUUCGGGUUUUAUCCGGUAUUCGGUCCCGGUGAUUUUCCGGUGACGGCACGGACCGAACAAAUCGUAUAACAGAAGAAGCUCGAGUUACGGAUAAUGGCGUGAACAAAGUAAACAUUAUUCCUUCUUUCGAUUAGACUGGGUGGUAAAGUGUUUUGUUCUUUGCGGAUUAAACUUUGUUUCCCGGAUUCAGUAGACUGAAGCUGGUCCUAUUCGAUGUAUCAACAUAGAGAUUCAAUGCUGGGUGGAGGAAGUGCCAGGUCGAUUUGAUGUGCGCUCCCGGAUCGGAGUGACAGUGAAGCGUAUCGAGAGGAGAUCGACACGGCACAGCCGAAACAAACGGAAAAAGGGGGGAGUCAAACACGUGUGAAGAAGAAAGUACCGGGUGGAAAACGGUGUUUGUGCGAAGGUACACAAGAAGAAGAUGAUAAAAGAUUCGAAAAUGUAAAAAAAAAUAAAUGUGAUAAAUUCGACGUGUGAUCUCCUAACAAGAAAACGUGAUCUGGAGAUACAUAGUAAAAAAAGAGAGAGAAAUAGCGUGAGUGAGUGAGUGAGAGUGGAGCUGUAAAAAGGGGCUGUGCUGGACAUACAGCAGGGAAUUAAUUCACCCUUGUCGUAUAUAGUUGGUCGUGCUGCUGUGACGACGGUGGCGUACGGAGCACCCUGACUUUACCGCACAUCGGUCAGCAGUACCCGAACUGGCUGCCCUGUUGUCGUCGUUGCUCUGUUGUUGGUUUGCGGUCUUUGACACACAAAGAAGAAAACAAGAAUUCCACCGCAUAUGAAACAGUCGUCGACCGCGGCCGGUCAAGGCACCAGAAGAAGCACGUAGGGGAAGCAAGCACAAGGUGCUCCAAGAGCGGUGAGCUAAGUGAGUGUUUCGCGUCCGCCGUAGAUACCCAGGCGGGCUGUCCAGCACACACAAGUUUUUGUGCUUCAAUACGAGUGAGUCAAUCGGAAUAGUGAAAUACCUUUAACCGGAGCAGCACGAAGAAAGAGAAGAGCACUGUAGUAGGAGUAGCACCAUCAGUCCAAUCAUUCGACAGAAAGAAAACGAACGAAAACAACGCACAAGACACCGGUAGUGGAAAAAAAGGAAGAAAUGGAGAAAACUGGAGUCAGUGCCAUCGUAGAGUACGACUACAGCGCCAAAGAGUCGGAUGAGCUGUCGCUGAAGCGAGGUGCCACCAUUACAAACAUCAAAAUUCAGCCGGGCGGCUGGUGGGAAGGCACACUGUUAGGUACCGGCCGGACCGGUAUGUUUCCGGACAACUUUGUCCGGGUGCUCGAACCAGACGACACAAACCCAGUCGUUUUAAGAGACAAAACAGCCGCCCAAAACCGACGAUGUAAGGUCAUCUAUAGCUACCAGGAGAACAAACCCGAUGAACUCACGCUGGCCGUAGGGGAUAUCGUGGAAAUCUUCGAGGAAGUGGAGGAAGGCUGGUGGAAAGGCAAACUAAAAGGCAAAACGGGAGUUUUUCCCUCAAACUUCGUCGAGAUAAUCGAGUCGGCAUCGCCCAUGUCGGCCAAUCGAAAGAGCAGUAUCGGUUCGAAGCCGCCCCUCCAGGUGGAAGGCUCCGGAACGGUGGGCGGUGUCCCCGUUCUUCCCACCGGCCUAACGGGAAGCCUAUCCAAAUCUAACAGCUUGAACAAAAGCCGCAGCAGUCUGAACAGUUCCCGGGAGAAUCUGGACGAGGUGAUACCGACCCAACUGCCACACGACGCUCCAUCGCUUCCGCCGAAACCGGUCCGGGAGCAGUGCAAGGUUUUGUUUGCGUAUGCACCGGCCAACGAGGACGAGCUGCGACUCGUCGAAGGAGACGUGAUUACCAUUCUGAGCAAGGACCUGCCGGACAAAGGAUGGUGGAAGGGUGAAUUGAAAGGACGCGUCGGAGUGUUUCCCGAUAACUUUGUUAGUAUGCUGCCAACGGAAUCUUCUCCGGUGAAAGAACCUUUCCAAUCCAAACCUGUACGCCCUCCUCUGUCGAACAAAGUGGUUAUUGGAAAGCAAAACAACAAUCAGUCUGCAACAACCAACGCCUACCGGAAGGAAAGUUUCGGUUCGAAGGAUUCACUCAACGAGUCUACUAAUAGCAGCAGCACAGCGACUGGUUCCCCCACUGUCGGAAACGUAGCCGCUCACCGGAGGUCACUGGAAACACGCAACACCGAAAAUCAUCACUCCUCGACGGCGCUGAAUAACGCAGCCAACGCAUCCACCGUGGCGCCAUCCCAGAUAACGGAAAAGCCUCCGCGAAAAAGUUUGGACAAUAAGACAUCCGAGAUACGCAAGAGUCUGGAAAAUUUAGACGAGAAGAAAGCAACACCCCCACCGUUGCUGGGCAAGAAACCCCAAGUGCCCAUCAAAAAGAGUCCAUCGAUUACCAGUGUGACGGGUAAUUUAUUUGGGUUUAAUAAGAAGUCGAAAAACAACAGCGAAGGGAAGGUCCAGGAUGGUACGGAUGGUGUUGGUGGAAGUAAAAUGAAAUCAGAAGUGGCUGACAACAAUGAGAAGAAUGUGAGUGGCGAGAGGUUGUCACGAGAGGAAUCGGAAUUCGGCGGCAUCGAGCGAGGAUCAGUGUUGAAAGAUAUGCGGGCGAAUAGAGCGAAGGCACCGAAGAGAAGGCCUCCUACUUCAGCAGGAAUUGUUAUUGGAGAGUCAUCAGCAAGCAAUGGGUUGAGCAAUGGCAAUUCGGGAUUGUUCCAUCAGUUGUCACAAGGGGCGGAACCGGAAUCGCCCAAGCCGGAUCUGUUGAAUGUAAGCCAUCAUAGUAAUAGUAAUGAGGAAGAGUUCAUUGCCAAGCCGAAAGCUCGAGAGUGGGAAAAGCAUAAAGUACCAUGGAUGGACGAAUUGAAAGCAAGUCAGGCUAAGAAGACCUCUCCGAAUGUGAGCGAAUCAAAAUCCCCCGAACACCAUGCCGUGACGUCUACGUCAACCAAUCACCACCAAGAGCUGCAGGAGUCCACGUUCGACAAUAUUUCCAAAUCGUUCCAUAUGAGCUCUAGCACCUCCAGUUCGACAUCGGUAUCGGCUUCUGGUCGAGCAAGACUAUCCGAACGGGCCGCUACGACGAGUGUAGCGGAUGUUACGUCCUCUAGUAUGGCGAAUAACGUUAACAAUAAUAGUUCCUUCGACUUGAUUGCGUCCAGUAGAAAGGAGACGACCAGCAACAGCCAUCAGCAUUUGUUAACCAAUAGUAGCGUUGAUCAUUCCAGCAGCAACAGCACCACCAACAGCAGUAGUAGCACGAGCACCACUACCACCAACGUUAUGACUAAGUCAAUGUCUGCCCUUUCAACCAAGAUUGCCAUUUCGUCGUCUGAUAGUGCCACUAAUAGCGGCGCCAACGACGUCGCUCCUUCCAGUACCAAUCGACCGGUAAGUGUAAAUCUGCGUAACCGUAGCAUAUCACCGACACCGAUCACCCGCAAUACCAAGACAAUCCACAUAACGUCGAACACUGCCGCCGGAACAACGGAGGUAUCGACAUUGGCGACCAACAACGGAACGAGCACCACUGCCAUCGGUGGCGGCGCUCCCGUCACUUCGGACAACGUCUGCUCCCGGGUGCAGGAUCUCGAGCAGAAGGUGACCCGGAUGGAGCGGCAACUGACCACCCAGAACCAGCUGAUCGAGGACUUGAAGCGGCUACUACGCGACGAAUCGGACAAGGUGAAAACCCUCCAGAAGGAGCUGGAAAAGUACGCACAGUGCGUGACACAGGUAUGAUAAAAGUCGUUCAUACACACGUUUGUACCUUACCCCUUGUAUCAUUAUUGUUUUGUGUAAUAGCAUUCGAACCGAUUUUGUUGCUUUUACAUGACCCCGCGCGCGGUUCUUAAUCCAAAUACGCUUAGCGUAAUGGAGUCGCGAGGUGCAAAAACAAGCGCAAACAUUCAUCAAUAAAACAAAUACAUUCCUUGCUCUGCAAAUUCCCCAGCGCGCACGUUUUCCCUUUUAUCGACCAUUCUUUAGUAAAUCGUAAUCGUGCUGUAAAAUAGGAUUUACGCUUCCUAUCUACGAUAGAACUGUGCAAGAGACGUUUAGUCUGAUCUAGAACCACACAAUAAAUGAAACUUUUUACGCCUCUAAUACAAACACAAAUUUACCGUCUAUUCACUUUAUAACGUUAUCAAGCAAGAAACAAGCGAUACACACAACUAAACGGCAGAUGAUGAUUUGACCAAAUCGAUGAUCAUGUGACACACAUUCUUCAUCAAUAGCACCAAUAGAGUAUUAUCACUUCUUUGUGUAGUUAAACAGCAGGUGGAAUAGGAUUCCCGGUGUCUUGGCAGAAUUCGGUUUGAAUCGAACAUUUCUGGGUGCAGACUGCAAGGUGAAACUGCCAACGUCAUUUAAUAGGAGGAUACGCUUAUCUGAAAAGACAGGACAGGUGAUGGCUCAUGGUUGUGUGCUUGACGCACAAAAUAAAAGAUAAAAAUUUGGUAUUAAAAGAUCGUUCUUCCCGUAUGCCCCAAUCUCUAAAAAAUGGCUUUUUUUGUACGACUACAACAGAAAUAUAACAUUCCAAUAAAUGUUUAUGAUUGUGCGAUUUGAAAAUAGGGUAAAUACUUGUAUUUUGUCUGAAUCUGGGAAAAAAAUCAAUUACAAAGCGGACGAUUUUUUCAUAAGAUGUUAGUGUUGGUAGUGAUGAGAAUAAGAUUCAAAGGAAAAAAAUGAUAAAAUUGAGACAGUUUUCACUUCAAUUGAACUGAACUCGAGUGGCGUUCUCUUUUCGCUAAUGUGGUCGGAUUGGAUUCUGACGACCAACUGCCAAAACCUCACACAACCCUUAAUCAAGCGCAGUUGCUGAUGAAGCAAGUGUGUAGUAGGAGAUAGACAAUACUAAAUACUCAUCCUAUUUGGUUGGCAUUGUACAAACAACACAUGAGAGAGAGUUAGUUCUGCAAAUAGAUUGCGAGAGUUCGGCUAUGUGGUUGGUGCUUGGAGCUUGGUUUCAUCACUUCCCGCUAAGCUGUAGAGGACGAUGGACGUCCUCCGUAGUUUACUAGGGAAAGAACCUAAAUCAUAUUCGGAGGCUAUUUUUCUACUAUAGAAACGAUCAAAACAAUAUCAACCUAAGUAAUCAAAAUUGAUUAUUUCACUUAUUUCACAUUUCAACAAAAAAAAGUUAUCGAUAUGCCCUCCAGCUUUUCUCGGGUAGGAGCAUAUGUAGGAUCUCCGAAUUUGCAUGCUACCAUCGAAUGCACUGCGAAAGACAAAUUGGAAAGCACAUCACCCUGCUCCAAUCCAUCUAAGGUUGCAAACGAAGUUGUCACUUCGUCAUCAAUACUAAUAUUUGAUUUCGAACCAUCUAGUGUUGCACAUAUGCCUUAUCAGUUUCGCCAGCAAACCAUGAUCAGGCAUCAUCUGCCACAUCUGCCAUCUUUUCAUCGAAUCGGACUUUGAAAUCAAUUAACAGUUGGUGAGUCUGCAAGUUUAACUUCCGCAAUUUAUCUAGGAUCAUUCGCAAACUGUCCGCUUCUGGAUAGUUGCGCACGAAUUGUACGAAUCAGUACGAGCUCUAUAAUCUCCAGAAAAGCCAGCCCAUCCAUACAUUCCGAGUUCGAAGGCAUAUUAACUACUUCGACCAUAUAAACGAAUCAUUUGAUUCAUUUGCUGAUAAUAAAAAGACUGGUGCUUCGGAGCAAAAUGAAGAAAAAUUAACACCCGCCUGAAGUUUAGCAAUGCUUCUCGAUAAUCAUUGCAAUACACUUUGGUUUGAAUUCGAUCCCUAGAUAAUGAAGACCCACAUUGAUUUCAAGUAAUCGUACAAAAAUAUGCGCAAAUAAAGUAUCACGCACAAAUUAUCAUUCCUAUUAUUGGCACAUCUUCAAGUCAUCACGAUUCCCACGUACUUUCUAACGUUCCUCAACAAAUUAAAACAAAUGAGUAUUUUUUUGCAUUUAUUUUGGAAAAUGUGUAUUAUUUGCCUCUAUUAAAUUAAGUGAUCGCACUUAUUUAUUUUACAAUUUAAAAAUUAAAAAUUCAAUACAGAUUUCCACGAAAAAAAAAUACUUCAUUGAGUAGAGCAACACAAAAUCGCAACAAGGAAUUCUAAGGCAUGUGAAACGAUGGUUACUGAAGUUGAAACGUUCAAGUGAAUGCGCCCAACAAGCAACAAGAAAUAUUAAGGUGAUAAGAUUGUGAACAAUAGCCGCCAAGUGCUACCUAACUAAGCAGGUUAAUGUUUGUUGGUAUGGAAGAAACAAAUAAUAUACCCUAAAAGUCCAAGCCCAAUUAAUAAUUAGUCGAUUAGUGGAUAUGGUUUUACAUGAAUAAUGGGCCUGCGGUUGAACUACGUGAUUCAAGAGGCACACAUUUCGUCCCGCAAAGAAAAUCGACGCAAAAAACGAACCCGUUAGAACGAACUGUGCACCCACUUACAUUCACCUACACAAACGUAUUGCAAACGACGCAAAAAUGUUUGCCAUUUUUUUUCUUGUGUACAUAUUUAAUAGCGAAGUAAAAAUAUAUACCGUAUUAUAUACAUACUUACUUAUUUUUAUUUAGCAAUUAGGGAUUCCAUAUGAAGAAAGCAUACAAUCGCUUUAUACAUUAUACAAUAUUGAAACACUUCAUGAUACAUGAUAAAACAAUUUAUGUAAUGAUAAAUAUUCUAAUAAAUUCGCUUUUUGCAAAUAGAAUUAAAAUU